GGCUAGUGGCAUCUGCCUCUCCCGACACCGCAGUACACAAGGCCCUCUCAUUCAUCGUUUGGGUCACUGAGUUGGCCUUACAUUUCACGCCCUUACGCCUUACUCUGACCCUCCACCGUGACCCUGCAGUGCCACAAGUGCCAUUCGGACCUUAGUACUAACUCGUGUAGUGCCAAAAGUGCCUGGGAGUGCCGGGAAAUGAGUGAUAUGAAGGCGUGAAGGAGUGACACAGGCGGGCGUUCCUCGUGGGUCGUUUGGUGAUGGAGGAGUGGCCUGGCGGCGGCGGUGGCAGCUUGACACAGCAGCGUGCAGGUCUUGGCGUCCCCACACAGCCUGCAGCAGCCGGCCUAGCCCACACCCAGCCCACCUGUGCUGAGGGUAGCCUGAGUCGGGGCUGGUGGAGUCUGGCCUACCCUGGCCACUGGGACUGGAGCAACAGGCGAGCUGUGUGUGGCUGUGUGACGAGAUGAACAGUGGCCACACGGCCAAGGAAUGUGCUGGCCAGCGGGUGUGAGUGAGUGAGUGAGUGAGUGAGUGCGCGUGCGGCCAGCGGCGGGAGACACAUGCCAGACACCGCCGACGGCCGCUGCCACCAGUGUGACAGAGACCACGGUGCAUGGCCGCCACGCUGGCCGCCCCCGGCCGGCAAUGAGGAAGGCCGAAGUGAUGAACGUUGGCCCGGCGGCCGUGCUGGGCCGGGGCACUGCGGGCCGUGCCCCGGCCGGGCUGGGAGGGCCAGUGAGCUCCCUGGACUGUGGCCCGCUGCUGGGGACGGCCCCGGCCCACUCAACUAAUGUUCUCAAUAACAACAACAAUGUGGAGGCGAACGGCCUGGACGAUGCCACUGCCAACAAUAACAACAACAGCAGUACCAACAAUAACAACAACAAUAAUAAUAACAGUAACAAAAGCAGCAACAGUAACAACAAUAACACCUCCAACACCAACACUAACAGCAGCAGCAGCAGCAGUGGCAGCAGCAGCAGUCACAAGGCUGGUGGUGGGCGGCGCAAGGGUGGGGAGGGGUGGGCAGGAGGGGACGGGGUGGAGCAGGGCUCGCUGGGGUAUGUGAGUGAGCGCGUGCGAGCGCUGAGCAUCAGUGACAGGUCGCGGGGUGGUGGCGGUGGCCACAGGUUUGGCUCGGCAGAUCUGCGGGCGUCUUACAAUGAGCGGUUGCGGUCUGGCCCGGCCAGCCUGCAGCCCCUGGGGAGGGGCGGCCCAGGCUCCCGGCCUGGCCAGGAGGUGGGCGGUGGCUUUGUGUACCUGAGGGGACCGGUGGGGGGUGGCUUGUACCGCAGCAACUCCUCCCUGGACCUGGACCAUGAGGGUGAGGAGCCGCCGCCGCCCUCACCGCUGCGGCGGGAGUAUGGCUCCCACGGCUCCAUCAAUGUGGCUGCCGCACCGCCCGAGGCACUCUACUCCAUCCUGCGUGACCUGCAGCCGCCCAGCCAGGCACUGCGGGCUGGCCAGGGCGAGGUGGCGGGGGUGGUGGGGCCGGUGGAGGCGGAGGCCACGUCCCCCAAGGCGCGGUCUAAGUUCCAGCGGCUGUGGGACCGGGACAAGUCGUCCAUCUUCAGGAAGCUGCGGUCCAGCCGGGGUGCUGAGGCUCCCAAGGUUGACAACGCCUCAGACUCCAGUGGGGGCGGGGCAGGACGCACCCAGCGGCCCGCCGAGGCCAAUGGGGAUUCAGACAGCCGGGGUGAGGAUGUGCCAGCUGCUGUUCCAGCCCGGCGGUCGGCCUUCGCCCACUACGACUGCCGGUCACUGGCCAGCCAGUUCAGCGCCAGCCAGACCCGCCAGCUGCUGGCAGAGCGUGUCAACACCACCACCGGCGCCUCGGCUGCUGCCAUGGCUGCCACACCGCACCACGACAGCACUGAGGACCUCGGCCCGGAGGAGCUGGACCCGGGUGACGGCCGCAGCAACACCCUCAUCAACAGCUGCCCCUUCUUCCGCAACGAGCUGGGUGGCGAGGGGGAGCGCGUGGUGAGCCUCAGCAGGGACUGGGGCAGCGGCAGUGGUGGCAGCAGCCCCAUGGCGGCCACCAACCUGCACCGGCCCGUGGCAGCCUCCACACUGGGACUGCUGGAGCCGCCCAUUGGACUGUCCCACUGGCAGAUGACCCUGUGUCCCUACGUCAGGACUCCCCUCACUGUGGAGGCCGUGGACCAGGGCUCAGCAUACUACAGGAACUACUUCUGUGGCCAUGAGCACCAGAAUUGGUUUGGCGUGGAUGACUCGCUGGGACCGGUGGCCAUCAGCAUCCGGCGGGAGAAGGUGGACGAGGGCAUGGACUCCACCCACAGCCUGCCCACCUACCAGCACCGCCUCAUUGUCCGCAGUGCUGAGUUGUUCAGUUGUCAAGGCACAGUGCUGGAGGAAAGUCUUGGCCGGCCAUCGGGAGAGAAGGGGCGCAGUCCAGGAGUGCGGGAGGCCCUGGAGUAUGUGUGCCCACAGCUCUCCCUUGGCUGUCUGCGUCUCGGCCAGUCAGGAUCCCACACGGAGGAGGCCCUGGCAAGGCUUGAUGACCUGGGCAUACAUAACAAGUUCAAGGUGGGUGUGUUGUACUGCAAGGCGGGACAGACCACAGAGGAGGAGAUGUACAACAAUGAGAGCGCUGGGCCGGCCUUCUCUGAGUUCCUGGAAAUGCUGGGACAGAGAGUCAGACUGAAGGAUUUUGACAAGUACCGAGGUGGCCUGGAUAAGAAAACUGACUCCACGGGGCUGUACAGCGUCUACAAUCAGUACCGUGACGUGGAGGUGAUGUUCCACGUGUCCACCCUUCUUCCGUUCACCCCAAACAACCGCAAGCAACUCCUCCGCAAGCGACACAUAGGGAACGACAUAGUCACCAUCGUGUUUCAGGAGCCUGGUGCGCCUCCCUUCAGUCCUCGCCACAUUCGCAGCCACUUCCAGCAUGUGUUCAUUGUGGUGCAGGCCAUCAACCCGUGCACCGAGAACACACAGUACAGAGUUGUGGUGAGCAGAUUCAAGGACGUGCCUCUGUUUGGCCCCAUGAUGCCUGAAGGAGCCACCUUUCCCAAAUCCAAAGGCUUCACUGACUUCCUCCUGGCUAAAGGUGAGAAUGGGGAGAUGGCAGCUUUGCGUUCGGAGAAGUUCGCAGCGAUGGCAACACGCACACGACAUGAGUACUUGAAGGACCUGGCACUGAACCACUCCUCCUCCACCACGCUGGACACCUCCACUAAAUUCUCACUGAUGGGGUUCUCUCGAGGCAGCAAAAAGGACAAGAGAGGCAUUAAGUAUGUGCCAGACUCCUCGCUGCGUGGUGCUCUCUCUUGGCCAAUGACUGUCCAUGAUGCCGCCCUACAGCAGAACGUGGACUGUGUGCUGGGUGUGUCGGCGGACUCUCUGGUGGUGGUAGAGGAGGCAACGGCAGCUGUCAUAUUCGCUGCCCCAUGCAAGAGUGUCAUUGGCUGGACCCUCAGGCCGCAGCAGGGGCUGCGAGUGUUCUACCAUCAGGGGGAGUGCCUUCUGGUCCACCUGCGCCCUGGGACCCCUGAGACUGAAGGGGAGGAGGUGCUGGCCGAGAUUGUAGCCAGACUCUCAGCUGUCACACAGGGAGCUGAGACUCAGGAUCUGGUGCUGAGACGUAAUCCUGCCGGCCUGCUGGGGUUCAAUGUGCAGCAGGAUGGCGUCAUCACGGAGGUGGAGCCCUAUGGUUUGGCGUCGCAGGCUGGGCUGAGACAAGGAGCCAGGCUGGUGGAGAUCUGCACGGUGACGCUGGCCACACUGUCCCAGGAGCAGAUGGUGGACCUCCUCAAGACCUCCAUGACCGUCACCGUCACCGUGGUGCCGCCCCACCCCGACGGGGCGCCCCGGCGAGGCUGCAACGUUCCCACCUGUGGCUUCCUCCUAGGCGGCAGUGAAGGGGACUAUGAGAACCUUACAACACCAGAGCAGCUCUCCUCCCGCAGGCACCACCACCAUCACCAUCAUCACCACCACCAUCACCCACACCACCACCGCAAGUCACACCACAGGGAGGCUCAUAGGUAUGACCGCAGCCUGUCGCCUCCACGUUCCAGCAGCAGUUCGGGCUACGGGACAGGCAGCUCCUCUCGUUCCUUCUCCGACCACCCUGAAUCCUCCCGGCCGUCCCAUCACUCCUCCGCCCACCCUGGAGACCGGCAGAACAACAACAGUGGGGAUUACGAGGCAGCGGGUGACGGGGAGCGUGGUGGCAGUGGCGGUGGCAGCGGCGGCGGCAGCGGUGGCGGCAGCAUAGAGGCCACAGGAACCCUCUCCAGCACCAGUUCUGGCCACUCAAGCGACCAGUGGACCGAACCGCUGGAUGAACCAACCGACUCACCACCACCACCACUACCUGCACGGUCCGCCCAGAGCACCAAGCGACGUGGCGAAUUCUACCGCACUUACCACGGCCACACCUCCUCCACCUCCUCCCCAUCCACACACCACCACCACCCACAUCCACACCAGUACCCAUCACAACCACCACCAGCAGCUUCACCAACAUACCCAUUCACUUACACCACAUAUGCAUCCACAUCCCCCGCUCCACAUGCAACCUGCCCCUCCGCCUCACCCUCCCCCACCCUGGCAUGGCCCCACGUCUCUGAGUCCACACAGGGAAUGGAGAAUGAUAACUAUGCUGUUCCGCCACCUCAUCCACGCCCUGUCACUGCUGCGGCUGUUUCUGAUGAGCCGCUAAGACAACUACCAAGUGCCAGCGACUAUGAUAACGCUCCCUUGCGACCGAGUGAGGCGGCAGCAGCAGCGGCGGCACGGGUGAGGAGUGGCAGUGACCAUGCAGUGCCAAGUCCCCCGCCAGGUGUCACCCAGGGCCAGGUGAGCGAGUACCUGGCAUGGCGCAAUGAACGUCUGAACGGCAACAUGCGCUCCAGCAGUCUGCCCGGCCACCUUCCCCGCCCCCCCGGCCAGGACGACCCUCCAGCCGCCCCCCUGGAUCGCUUACACCCAACACGCAGCGAAGACGAGCUCUCAGGGGGCAGUGGAUCACCCAGCAGCCGUCACCAGCACCGUGGAGGAAGCAUCACCCCGUCCUCCGCCUCCUCCCGCAACCAGUCCCCGCGCACGGUGGCAGCAGAGGCCAGGCUGAGACAGGCAGCUGCUCCACGCAAGAACAGCCAAAGGAAUUCGGCAAAUCUGGGCGCCUCUUCUAAUCUACAAGAGGAACUGUUCCGUCUGAUCAACCCAGACUAUAUAUCGGAUGGGGACGGUGCGAGGGAGGGUGCGGAGAGGCCCAGGGCAUAUAGUCUAGGCGUUCCUGCCCUCAGCCGUGGCGGUGGGAGCUCUGACAAACCCUCCGGCAAGACAGGAGGUUCAGGAGGGAUGGGUGUGGAGCGCACUAACCCUUCCAUGCAUUUACUGAGCACCACCAAGCCUCCUCCACCUCAGGGCACAUCUAUAGGGUACAGAGGACACCCACAGCAGCCUCACCCGGCCCUCAUCCGUGACGGUGCAGCUGAAGGGCCGCCACAGACCUCCCAGCAGACCGAGGUGGCUGAGGUGGUGGUCUUGACAGCACGGCCAGCCACUGUCAUCUCCAAUUCCUCCACGUCCAGCCCAGCGCCGGCCAGCGAGCAGAAGGCCGGACCCAACGCAGACCACAGGAUGAGAGGGCAAGCACACCAAGGGGACGUUAGCCACAGGGGAAUGACGCAGGAUAGCAGCAAGAUUCACCCACGGCUGGACACUCUGGAGGACAAGAAGAGCUCGGAGGGCAGCGAAUGGGACAGGGGCAGUGGACCAGGGCUAGAUGUGGACCAGGAGUGGACGAGCCUUGUCAACACAGCUACCCAGGCCAUAGAGAAGAAUGUGGAGGUCGGGGCAGCACCAGCCAGGCCGCCACCCCCUCCUCCAUCACAGUGGCCGCCUCACCACCUCCCCACACACAGCACCAGCGGGACAGAGACGCCCAUCCUGCAUGACCGCGUGGCACAGCUGGAGCGCCGCCUGGCCGAGGAGCAGCAGCGGUCUGAGCAGCUAGAGGACGAGGUGAGUCAGCUGCGCAGUGAGAACCGCAAGCUGCAGGAGGAUAGUCGCGCCGCUGCCCAACAGCUGCACCAGUUCACCGAGUGGUUCUUCAACACCAUUGACAAGACGUGAUGCAGUGACCAGUGCUGCCAUCAUGCCAUCUCCCCGUCGUCUCAUAGCUGCUGUGUCACUCCUCCCCUCACCCCAGUCACCAGGGCAUCACCAGUCUGUCGUUUCACCGCUGCAUCAGCACACACACUGCUGUCCUGGUGUCCCUCACUGGUUGGGAGGAGUAAGUUUGGUGUGUUUUUGUGUCUCGUCACCGUGUUUCAGCCAGAUUGCAUUCUCAGCCACCAGGAGAUAUAAUACUACUACCACUACUACUACUACUACUAGGUGUCUAGGCUACUACUCUUUGUACUGUCUGUUGAGGUAUUCAUGUCAUGAACAGCCAUAGAGAACGAUGUACUACUACUACUACUACUACUACUACUACUACUACUACUACUACUACUACUACUACUACUACCACCACCACUACUACCACUACCACCACUGCUAAUACUAGUUAACUAUUCAGUGGUCUACAUAUCAGUGUUUGGCACAUGUUGCCUGUUGCUUUCACUUUCUCAAUUGUUGUGUUGAACAUUGAGUUGGUUCAUGUCGUGUCAUUUCAUGUUUCCUUGGACAUCACAGUACUGAGCAGAGCACAGGCCUGCUGAUACCAUGCCAUGCCAGGCCAGGCCAGGGCAGGCGUGGUGGCGGCAUGUUUUGUGCAUCACUCAAUUGUUUAGUUGAGCAACACUGGGUCUGAGAGUUGUCACACGUCUCCUGAAGGGCAUCAUGCUGUUGUAUCGAGAGGCAUUCUCAAUACCAAAUUGGAUUAGAAUUAGAAUGUAACCCAGUGUGGAUGUUGCCGCCCUGGCCAUCCAUCACUGCCCAUCCCCCACCCACCCACCCACCCCGGGCUGCCUCUCACCCUUGUCCUGCCGUCCAGUGACUCGAGCCGGCAAGCCUACUUAAUUUUAACAGAGCUGAAAGUGCCUUUUUUUCAUUGUUACCAAAGUGGCGCUGCCCCUCCCCUGCCCCUGCCGCAGGGCAGCACCACACUGCACCGUCCUGUGGCCAGGCGGGGUGUCGGGGCAGCACCACUGUGCCCGUUAUAUUCCCCAAACGGAACUUCUCCGAGUGCCUCGUCUCCACACGUUGACUAAAGCCAAAGAGUGUUUUGUUUUUCCCUCCGGGGAUGAGAAAAUCUAUUAACCGCAAUGUACAAUAAACAAAGCGUUUAAGCCAAGUAACUGAAGGUUAGUAUUAAGACUCCAGCACCGCCCUGGACCAUCAGUUUGGUAAUGUUGCAGCAGCCGUGUGACUGUGUGUGUGUGUGUGUGUGUGUGUGUGCGUAUGUGUAAUAUGCAGAAAUAUUCUCCUGGAAGCCAUUCUUGAUUUAUUUUUCAUCAAUGUGUGUGUGUGUGUGUGUGUGUGUGUAUGUGCCUUAUUUUGGUCGAUAUGUGUAGAUGCUGCAACACUUAGCACUUUUAGGACUAGUAGAGUAUAUUGAUUACUUUUGUAUCAGUUUUUAUUUUUGUCUGUAAUAGAAAGUUAACCUAAACCA
Molecule: messenger RNA, 7597 nt
Organism: Portunus trituberculatus (swimming crab)
Lineage: Eukaryota; Metazoa; Arthropoda; Malacostraca; Decapoda; Portunidae
Product: signal-induced proliferation-associated 1-like protein 2
Exons: 22
Coding region: 649-6114 (1821 amino acids)
Biological process (GO): activation of GTPase activity; regulation of small GTPase mediated signal transduction
Cellular component (GO): cytoplasm
Molecular function (GO): protein binding; GTPase activator activity
Source: RefSeq, a predicted model, not a curated record